AUGGAUGAUGAUGGUAGCACGCAACUGACUAAAGAGGAAUUCUUCAAUGGUAUUAAGGAGACCGGAUUGGAACUUCGCCAUAAGGACGCCGAAGAAUUAUUCGAGAAAUUUGAUAUAGAUAAAAUCGGCUUCAUUAGCCUUGAUGAGUUCCUUAGUCAGAUUCGGCCUCCUAAGGCCGACUCACGUCGUGCGAUUGUCGAACAAGGUUUCAAAAAAUUGGACACGACUGGUGACGGCGCCAUUACUGUUGAGGAUAUCUGUGGAGUCUAUUCUUUAACUGCACAUCCAAGAUAUAUGAGCGGUGAGGAAACAGGCGACUUGAUUCUGAACAAGUUUUUUCUUUCUUUUCCUGGGGUUUUACUGACUUAG
This is a messenger RNA of Arctia plantaginis, 369 nucleotides long. NCBI's taxonomy places the organism in Eukaryota, Metazoa, Arthropoda, Insecta, Lepidoptera, Erebidae. The record is from the annotation of a GenBank genome assembly.